Varanus komodoensis (Komodo dragon) is the source of this 1073-nucleotide messenger RNA. RefSeq names its product retinol dehydrogenase 5 (gene RDH5). Bases 1 to 972 code for a protein of 323 amino acids. The record is from RefSeq and is a predicted model, not a curated record. Lineage: Eukaryota; Metazoa; Chordata; Lepidosauria; Squamata; Varanidae. The transcript has 4 exons.
AUGUGGUGCUACGUCGCGCUCUUCAGUUGUCUUUGGGCCGUGCUCUGGUUUUGGCGUGACCGACAGACUUUGAGCUCCUUCAAGGAUAAGUAUGUUUUCAUCACGGGCUGUGACACGGGCUUUGGCAACCUGCUGGCCAAGAGACUUGACAAGAAGGGCUUCCAGGUGCUGGCAGGUUGUCUGACUCAGAAAGGGGCAGAUAACCUACAGCGUGCGAGCUCGCCAGCCCUGCGCACCACCCUGCUUGAUGUCACCAGCUCCGAGAGCAUCCGCAAAGCGGUGGAGUGGGUGAAGGCAGAAGUGGGUGUAAGAGGGCUCUUCGGUCUGGUGAAUAACGCAGGCGUGGCCAACCCUAUUGGCCCCACAGAGUGGAUGAAUGUGGAGGAUUACCGUAAAGUCAUGGCUGUUAAUACUUUUGGGGUGAUAGAGGUCUCCUUGGCCUUUCUGCCUUUGCUCAAGCAAGCACGUGGCCGUGUGGUCAACACCUCCAGCGUCUUGGGUCGCCUCUCAGCCAAUGGCGGUGGCUACUGCAUUUCCAAAUACACUGUUGAAGCCUUCUCCGACAGCCUCAGGAGGGACAUGUACCAUUUUGGAGUAAAGGUCUCCAUUGUGGAGCCAGGCUUUUUCAAGACCGCCGUGACCAAUCUUGACUCGAUAGAGGCCUCAUUGCGACAGCUCUGGGACCGCAUGAGCCCCGAGACCCAGCAGAGCUACGGCAAAGACUUCUUCCCAAACUGUGAGUGUUUGUACCUGAAGGUGCAGAAGUUCAUCAUGAACAUCAUCUGUGACCCAGACCUCAGCAAAGUGACCGACUGCAUGGAGCAUGCCCUGCAGGCCAAAUACCCUCGUUCCCGUUAUAGCGCUGGCUGGGAUGCCAAGUUGGUGUGGUUGCCAGCCUCUUACCUACCUGCCUUCCUGGUGGACAUUGUUCUGGCUGUCAUUCUCCCCAAGCCUGCCCAGCGGGUCCGUUAGACUCCAAUGCCUCUUCCUUUGCCCAAACCUGUGAUCCAACUCUCAGGCAGACCACAUUUCUAGGCAAUUAUGAGGAAAUAAAAGAUGCAAUCAUUGAAAGA